Messenger RNA from Ustilaginoidea virens, 2301 nucleotides. RefSeq lists its product as uncharacterized. Gene Ontology annotation, cellular component: membrane; cis-Golgi network; COG complex. The transcript is spliced from 5 exons. The record is from RefSeq and is a predicted model, not a curated record. Bases 1 to 2301 code for a protein of 766 amino acids. Lineage: Eukaryota; Fungi; Ascomycota; Sordariomycetes; Hypocreales; Clavicipitaceae. Gene Ontology annotation, biological process: cytoplasm to vacuole targeting by the Cvt pathway; autophagy; intra-Golgi vesicle-mediated transport.
AUGUAUGAGGAUUCGUGGUAUAAUUUUAUGCCCGAAAUCUCCAAAAAGCCUGCCGCGCCAACGCAGCCUCAGACCCAUACCCAUCGCCGCAAGGAAUCCUUGCUGCUGCAGCUGAAUGGCGACGUGAAAAGCGACAGCCGGCUCGAGCGGCUGAGCAAUGUUCUCGACGAACCGGAAGACGCCAACAGUCCGCCCAAACCGACAGUCGUUCGUCGCGCCGCCUCAUACUCGGACUUCUAUCACGUUCUUCCAACGCAACUGUCCAAAGGCGACCGACCAAGGCGGAGGAAGAAGCUGGGCAAGAAUGACAGAUCGUGGGAGGCCCUGCUCCUGCAUGGGGAGGCCGUCCUCGAUCGAAAGCCUUCCAUAGCUGAGCCACGAGAUGAUGGAUUGGAUAAGCAAUUGCUAGACGAUGCUCAACACGACUAUCUCCUUUACCAUGACCAGCUCUCAAUCAUUGAACGCCACCUUGACGGCCUGGUUGGCGAUGCAAACGAUGCUUUGGCGCUGCUGACGUCAUUGUCGAAUCAGUUCCAGGCAGUCGAGGCGCAAACAACAACCUUCCAAGCCCAGUGCGAGGACCUCCUCCAGGAACAGGGGCGCUUGGAGAAGCUUGCCGAAGACGUUGGAACUGAUCUCUACUACUACGUCUAUCUCGACACUGCGACUCGGCGCUUGAACGCUCCCGGAGCUAGUCGUCUCAUCGAUGACGACGGCUUCGGCACCAUGAUUGACAAUAUUGAAUCGUGCAUUGAGUUCAUGGAUGAGCACGAAUCGUAUCGAGAACGCGACACCUACUUGGCCCGAUACAAUGCCUUGCUCACCAAGGCACUUCAUCUGCUGGAUCACGGCUUCUCCGCCCGGCUGGACAAGUGGUCCUCCGAAGUUGCGCGUCAGAUAGCGGCAGCCACAACGGACUCGGCCCGCCACGCGCUGGCCUACGGCCGUUUCGCCGAAAUGAUCACCGAUUCGUAUGCCUUGCUCCCAAACAUCCAGAAAGUCGUUCGACGCGCGUACGACGAGUACGGAAGAGCUGUUCCCGCGAACCCGUCAGCAGCAUCCGUCUUCGCCACCUCUGCAACAAACAUGUUUCAUACCUACCUGACCACGCGAGAUCGGGACCUGAAACCCCUGACGCAGCAUGACUUGGAAGACUACCAAAAGGCCGUCAAGAGCCUGCCCGUCGAUACAGCGUCGCGGAACUACGUGAAGCAACUGUUUGAGAGAAUGUACCACGAGGACGCCCUGUUCUUCAAAAUCUUCGGCAUCGAGCCCGUGUGGAGCACGGCCCCCAGCUCGGCCUUUCAAGCUCUCAAGGCCAUCAACACCACCAUGGUGCACCCAGGCCACGUGGCGCCGCUGGCCAGCAGCCUGCAAGCCGUGCUGCGACCUGCCAAGGUAGAGACGGUGUGCAGCGUGGUGGGGUGGCUGGCAAACGAGUUUUCCCUGUCGGAAGACGAUGAAGACGAGACGUAUUCGGCCAGGAAAUACCGCGAAUACGCCGCAAGGCUGCUCGUCGACCAUCUCUGGCCCUUUACAGACACCGUGUUCGAGGCGGAGAUUGCAAAGUCCAUCACCAAAGCAGUGGUCCAGGAUGGCGAUCUGAAAAUUGGCCCGGUCGUCGACGGAGCCGCGUCGUCUAAUGCUUAUCCUUUGGUCAAGAAGGCCAUUGAACUGCUGUCAAUGUUUGACCAGGCCAUGCCAAAGGAACGCUCGUCCAAGAAUAGCUCGGUGGUGUUCAAAAUCGUGCGCGAGACUAUCCAGGUGUUGCAGAAGGCGGAAGCAAGAAUCCGGUCUCUCAAGUCGGCGGCCGAUCCGGAUUUGUUCAUGGUGAAGAACCUGCUCAUUGUCAAGAACGAGCUGGUGUCUCUCGAGAUUGGCGACAUCAGGAGCCAUCCGCAGUCGAUGCAGCACUUUGUGCACAUCUGGGACACCCUGAGUCCGGCCAACUGGCUCGGCUUCUUCGGAAGCAUCCUGGGCGGCUCCAUCUGGUCUCGUGGCGCGCCGACCGUCACGGCCAAGACGCUUACGGAGGAGGAUAUGAGCGAGCAGCUGGAUGAGCUGCUUCGGCAGUCCAUCUAUGCGUUUACGAAGCGGUGGGCGACUCUGAUCAACGACGCGCAGAAUCGCAAGCCGGGGGUCAAGCCCGUCGCCAAGGUGGAGGCUGAGCUGGAGAAGCUCCUCGAUACCGCGUUCAGCAACCAGCCCGAAGUCAUUGCCAAGCUCAAAGAGGCUAUUCAGCUUAAUGCGCAAGCCCAAACCAAUGCCAAUGACGAAAAGAGGGGAGCAAAGCGUUACUAG